CUUCAGCCGUCUUAACAGUCUUACCGUUAGCAGCACUGCCGAAAAGCGCUUUUCAACACUUUCUCAGCUGGGGGCAUACAAAUAACGGGAGCAAAAUGAUUUUGCGCUCCUGGGAUCGGGUUAAGCCCCGAUCCGUAUCGGAUUUCGCAUGUUUCCUCCUGGUGGCGAUCUUCGUGCCCGUGACAUACAUCUUCCAGGUGACCAUUGUGAUGCCGGAGCUGUUUGCCAUUGGGAGUCUUUGGUACUACAUUCUCUGGUUGGCCAGCCUGUUCCUCAUCUUCAACAUCACCUCCAACAUGUUGGCCUGCAUGCUCGUGGAUACGAGCAUUCGAAAAGAGCUCCUGAAGCCACCGGUGGAUCCUGGGCAGUUGUCCCGUUGGCACAUUUGCCACGAUUGCCAGACGCUGGUUCCCCCCCGCUCCUGGCACUGCGAGGUGUGCAAAGUGUGCGUGCUAAAGAGGGACCAUCACUGCCGGUUCACCUGCUGCUGCAUCGGACACCACAACUACAGGUACUUUUUCUACUACCUGGUAUACAUGAUCAUCGGGUCCUUGGCGGCCGCCAUAAUGGAGAGCAUUUACCUGUGGCACCUCCAUCCGGACAUCUACUGGCGCUGGUCCACACUGUUCACCAUCUUCGGUCCCGUCGUUAGCCUCUUGCUGUAUCCCAGCUGGGAGACCUUCUACGUGGUCAUCUACGACCUGACUCUACUAGGAUUCGCCAUAUCCUCGCUGCUCCUGGUCUUCCACUGGUCCAUAGUCAAGAGCGGUUCGGUGACGAGGGAACGCGGCACCAGAAAGUACGAUUGCGGCUUGCGAGGCAACCUUGAAAUGGUGCUCGGCCAGCGAAUGCAUCUCACAUGGCUGUCGCCUUUUUUGUGCAGCGAUCUGCCCCACGAUGGGGUAAACUGGGAGCCCAUAGCAGCCGUCUCGCCGAAGGAGGAGUAGUUCACGUUUGUGCCUUAACAAUCUUUGGCACAAACAUCGGAGUAUUAUGGCAUUUACUUAUUUUUAUUGUAUCUGUAUUUAAAUAUUAAUCUCUAACUGUAAGGUAGUUGCUUGGAAACCUUCUAGUCAAUACCUGUAUCUCAGUGUGUAUAUGAUUUUACCUCUUUAGAAUAUAAAUUUCCUGUUUAUAUUUUAUCUUAAUACUAAC
This is a messenger RNA of Drosophila biarmipes, 1155 nucleotides long. Its product is annotated as probable palmitoyltransferase ZDHHC24. Lineage: Eukaryota; Metazoa; Arthropoda; Insecta; Diptera; Drosophilidae. Gene Ontology annotation, molecular function: protein-cysteine S-palmitoyltransferase activity. The transcript is spliced from 2 exons. Gene Ontology annotation, cellular component: Golgi apparatus; endoplasmic reticulum. Gene Ontology annotation, biological process: peptidyl-L-cysteine S-palmitoylation; protein targeting to membrane. The coding region runs from base 96 to 947 and encodes 283 amino acids. The record is from RefSeq and is a predicted model, not a curated record.